CUUUACGCCUCUGGAAUAGCUGCGGCGGUACCGGGAGUGGCCGUCGGGCAGCGGGCCGUCUGUGUUUCUGUCUGUGAGUCUGUGGCUCGGGCAGUCAUGCGGCGCUGUACGCUCCUUCUCUUGCCGGUGCUCCUCGCCGUCCUGGUCUCCGUCAGAGGCCAAGAUGACUUCUCCUUAGGAGAUGCACUUUUGGAAGAAAGUACAAAGAAGCCUCUUGCAACUCAGAAGACACCAUCAUCAAAUCUAGAUGAUUUUGACUUGAUCCAUGCUCUUGAUCCUGAUGAUUCCAAGCCACAUCCUCCUGCAAACCCUAAAGACACUGAUAACCCCAAGCGAGAUCAACCUAAAGGCUCUGACACAUUUGAUGACUCAGAUCUAUGGGAUGGCGAUCUCCCAAGAGGAGGGAGUGAUGGCAGUGGCAGUAAUGAACGAAAGGGCCCAACUCCAAAAACUGGCCAAGAAGAGGAGGCCUCUCCGGGAGCAAUAGCUGGAAUUAUAAGUGCUGUGGCUGGUAGUGCAGUUGCAGCCGUAUCUGGUUUCAUUGCUUAUCAGAAGAAGAAACUCUGUUUCAAGCAAAGCGCAGAUGAAGAGAAUGUGAAUAUGGAAAGCCAUAGAGGAGCACAAUCUGAGCCACCUGUUCAGCGCACACUUCUGGAGAAUUAAACUAAAAAAAGAGUGGUGAAGAACACAUCUUUGGAACUGGAUAAACAACCUGCAUUCUGCCAAGAAAAAAAAAAAAAAAAAGGAAACAAAAAAAGCAUAAUAUAAACAGCAGUGCCUGAAGUUUCAUGAGAAAACAGCUCUUGUUUGAAACACCUCUGGGACUGUGACUUAGAUCUGAGUAUGGUUAGCCCUGUGAAGCAUUGUUGCACACCAGUACAUGGCCUUAAUGAUGGGAGCGUAGAAGUAUGUUGUGCCUUUACAUUUUUCCUUUACUCCUCUGACAAAUGGGUGUGUCUCAAGUGCAUUCAGUGUGUUUAACUUUUCCUUACCUCUCCAAAACCAAUAUUCAAUUAUGGAUUUAGUUAUGUUAUUGCUUUCAGGCAAUACAAAUAUUUUUUUGAAUAACCUGUACUCAGUGAGUGGACCAACCAACCAAGGUGGUGUAUGUUGUGGGCACCUGAAAGCAAACAGCUCACUGUGUAUGGAUGGUUGAUCUGUGUGUGGGUGCUGGUGAUCCAAUCUGUGUAGCUGCCUGGGCCAGCUGCCAGGGAAGAGAUGCUUGUGCUUGAGCAUUCAGGAGACAAAAAUUCUGUUUUGUUUUUAGAUUUUUUUUUUUUUUUUCCAUUGCAUCUGUCUGGUACAGAUUGAGGAAACCCAAGGUUAAUGCACACGGAGCCUUCAUCCUUUCUGGCUUUUCCUGCUUAGCAAGUACUGGGCUGGUCAGUUGUGGAAAAGCUUGUUUUGCAGAUCAGAAACAUAAUUGGACUUUGUAUUUCUGGUGACAUUGGUGUUUGGCGUUGUGUAAACAGUUGUGGAUGAAGUACUUGGGAGUGGGGAUUAACAUCCUCAGGCUUUUGUAGCCAAAAUCUUAAGAGAAAGUAGUGUUGAAUUCAGAAGGCUUAUCAUACAUGUGUAAGGGACAGAAACAGUACCACAGUUCCAAAUUACAGCAAGACUGACCAGAACAAACCAACCUCACUCCACAGGCAUCCACUGAACAGUAGAAAUAGCAAACACGUGGAGUGCUUUUGGACUUGUGAAGGAUUCCCCUAGGAUGAUCAGCUAUGGUUGCAUCCACCUCUGAAAGCACUUGUGACCCAUGCUGUGGUUCUUGAAAGCAGCAAAACAUUUCAAGGAUCUGUGGAAACAUGGAAAACUACAACUCAUAACAGCUAAAGGACUAAAUCUGGAAUAAUAAUGAGUUCUGUCAGGAAGGAAUGGUCUGACCAGUUUUGUUGGCUUUCAUUCUAAUUGCUUUAAAUUUUCAUGCGAUUUUACCGUAGGUAUCUUAUUAAUGGGCUUCAGCCACCUGACAAAGUUCUACAGGAACAUGACGUUUCAUGGAACAUCUUAAAACUUAGCAAUUAAUGAAUUUGGAUAUUAAACCUGUAAAUAUAUCUGUACAUUCAAAUAUGAAUGUAUGUCAAGGAUAAUUCAUUUAAGAAUUUCUUGUACAUGUUUCUUAGCUUGCAACAAAGCUUUACACAAAUGUUAGUGUUUUCUUAUGGAAUUGAUUUGUCUCUUUUUUCCCUACGUUUGCUUUCAGUAUAAAAGUGCUUUUAAGUGUGUUUGAGAGUGCAAAAGUGAUUCCUACAUAAACAUUUGAUUUAUGUAAAUACAAAGAAAAGAAAUGUACUGCUUGCCUACAUGAAUAAACAGAUAUAUCUAUGUGAAGUAUAGAGUAAAUAAAAAUAAGUCAGUGUUUGUUUGGGAUAAAAUGGCAGGAGGAGCUCAAACUAGCUUUUAGCUGACCAAGACUCUUAAAUCCCUUUUCAGUUUUUGUGAGCCUAAAAUUUACUUAUUAAGACCUAUCAACAUUGAUAAAC
This is a messenger RNA of Hirundo rustica (Barn swallow), 2489 nucleotides long. RefSeq names its product CD99 molecule (Xg blood group) (gene CD99). Gene Ontology annotation, biological process: homotypic cell-cell adhesion; T cell extravasation; positive regulation of neutrophil extravasation. NCBI's taxonomy places the organism in Eukaryota, Metazoa, Chordata, Aves, Passeriformes, Hirundinidae. The coding region runs from base 97 to 663 and encodes 188 amino acids. The record is from RefSeq and is a predicted model, not a curated record. The transcript has 11 exons.